Molecule: messenger RNA, 1518 nt
Organism: Oncorhynchus nerka (sockeye salmon)
Lineage: Eukaryota; Metazoa; Chordata; Actinopteri; Salmoniformes; Salmonidae
Product: B2 bradykinin receptor-like
Exons: 1
Coding region: 27-1034 (335 amino acids)
Biological process (GO): G protein-coupled receptor signaling pathway; immune response; cell chemotaxis
Cellular component (GO): membrane; external side of plasma membrane
Molecular function (GO): C-C chemokine receptor activity; bradykinin receptor activity; C-C chemokine binding
Source: RefSeq, a predicted model, not a curated record
UCUCAAACUGGUCGGUGGACCCUUUAAUGGAGUGUAACCACACAGCAGCCUGGAAUUGGGUGUACUCCAUCCAGCCAGUUUACAUGUCCGUCAUCUGCCUGCUGGGAAUGGUGGGCAACACCUUCGUGCUGUGUGUGUUCUGCUUCCAGAAGAGACACAGCACAGUAGCAGACAUCUACCUGGGGAACCUGGCUGCUGCAGACCUCCUCAUGGUGUCCUGCCUUCCCUUCUGGGUGGUGGCGGUCAUACAGGAGUUCCACUGGCCAUUUGGUGAGCUUAUGUGUCAGCUGGUGAACAUUGUCAUUGGGAUGAACUACUACUGCAGUGUCCUGUUCCUUACGCUGGUGAGUGUGGACAGGUACCUGGUGCUGGCACGUCCCCUGUCGUCCCAGGGCAGGGGAAGAAAACCAGCCUGGGCCAGCGGGAUCUGCCUGGUUGUCUGGGUGGUGGGCGCUCUUCUCAGCCUCCCAGCCCUGCUCUUCCGAUCCGUCCAGUUCUUCCCCCAACUGGGGGUGGAGGCGUGCUACAUGGCAUACCCCCACGACGGCUGGAGGCUGCGCUACAACCUGACCGUCAACAUAGUGGGCUUUCUGGUUCCUAUACCCAUUGUGUCCUUCUGCAGCUACCACAUCAUCAGUGUCCUACGGGACAACCAGGCGAGCAGGAUGAGGAGCACGACGGCGGCAGGCACGGAAAGGAAGGCUGCCCACCUGGUGCUUAUCGUCCUGGCCAUCUUCAUCCUCUGCUGGCUGCCCUACCAGGUCGUCAUCUUCCUGGAUACCCUGUAUCACUAUGAGGUCAUCUCUGGCUGCGGCUGGGUGGAUGUAUUAGAAAUCAGCACUCAACUGGCUACCUACCUGGGCUACAGCAACAGCUCACUGAACCCUUUUCUGUACGUGAUUGUGGGGAAGCACUUUAAGCAGAGGGCAAGAGGGGUAUGUAGACAGAUGAUGUGCUGUGGAAAGGGAAGGAAGUCCUAUCAUAUUGUCAAUCUCAACUCCACCAUUAAGUACACAGACUCCACUAAGGUAUGAUUUAUAAACCCCAAAUAACCAUGUCAUUUUAAGGCACAUAUUUCUGCACUAGCAUCACUGUUUUGUGUAACAGCAACUUGUGAAUGUGUUUUGUGUUUACAUUGUAUUUAGCUUUUGUGUGUUUUCUGUAAAUCAAAUCAAACUUUAUUUGUCACAUGCGCCGAAUACAAGUGUAGACCUUACCGUGAAAUGCUUACUUACAAGCCCUUAACCAACAUCUCAGUUAACAAGAAAAUAUUUACCAAAUAAACCAAAGUAAAAAAUAAUACAAAGUACCACAAUAACAUAACAAUAACGAGGCUAUAUACAGGGGGUACCGGUACCGAGUCAGUGUGCCCGGGGUACAGGUUAGUUGAGGUCAUUUGUACAUGUGGAUAAGAGCGUCUGCUAAAUGACUUAAAUGUAAAUGUAAAUGUAUGUAGGUAGAGGUGAAGUGACUAUGCAUAUAUAAUAAACAGCAAGUAGCAAAACAAAUGGGGGGGGG